CUAUUUACUCAUUAUAUAAUUGGAUCAAGGACUCUGACGGGCAAAAUGACCGCGGAGGUAAACAAAGGUCCUAUCUUGGGCAUACGUCAUCUGCAGGCGCUGCUAAUAUUUAUAACCAUAACCUCUAUUUACCUUGGACGUCUUAAUGUGGGCGUCUCUGUUGUGGCCAUGACUAAUGCGGAGUCCACUAAUCCAUAUUUUCCCGAAUACGACUGGACAGAGGUGGAGAAAUCCUAUAUCCUGUCCAGCUUCUUUUGGGGCUACAUCAUCACUCAGUUUUUGGGUGGAUACCUGUGUAAACAGUUUGGUGUGAAGAGUGUAAUGUUCUGGGCCACCUUUGCUUCGGGCGUCUGCAGCGCCCUCACGCCCUGGUUCAUAGGCUGGGGCGGCUGGGCCAGCUACUGUGGCAUUCGCGUGCUCAUGGGCUGCGCCCAGGGACUCGUCUUUCCCUGCAUUCAUCAACAUUUGGCGCGCUGGUCGCCGCCAGAGGAACGCAAUCGCCUUGGCGCACUGAGUCACACGGGCAUCGAGUGCGGCAAUGUAUUGUCCAUGUUCGUGAGCGGCAUGAUAGCCAAGGGACCGAUGGGCUGGCCCGGCAUAUCCUAUGUAUCCGCUGGAGUGGCCUUUGGCAGCUGCACCUUAUGGUUCCUUCUGGCCGCCAAUAAUGCCACCGAAUCCCGUCUGAUAAGCGAGGCAGAGAGAAAUUACAUCGAAUCAUCUCUAAAGCAUGGAGAAAAUUAUCACAGUGCCAUCAUUCCCAUACCCUGGCGAGCUAUUUGGACAUCGGUGCCGUUUAUUGCUUUGUUGGUGACACGCUGCGCCGAGACCUGGGGCCUAAGUACGCUGCAGGCUGAAAUUCCGGCCUAUAUGAAUGGAGUGCUGCACAUGGAUAUUAAGGACAAUGCGCUGUUCUCUGCUCUGCCCUUCAUGGCCAUGUGGGUUAUGUCCUAUGUCUAUCUGGUCUGUGCCGAUCUGCUGCUCACGAACAAAUGCAUGACACUGACAUUCCUGCGUAAGACCUUUAAUACGAUGGCUUUUUGGAUACCCGCUGCUACGCUCACUGGCGUUGGCACUAUCGAUGUGAACCAGAAGACGGUGGCCAUUGUAUUGAUGACUCUUAGCGUGGGCUUUAACAGCGGAGCCACCAUUGGCAGCUCUCUGAACUCCAUUGAUCUGUCGCCCAACCAUGCCAGCAUACUCAUGGGCAUUAUUAACACAGCCGCGAAUGUGGUACCCAUUGUGACACCACUCGCCGUGGGUCUGAUUGUCAAAGAUAGUGGUGAUCGCACUCAAUGGCAAAUAGUGUUCACAAUAUCUGCCGUGAUAUUCUUUGCAGGCAAUUGCAUUUUCUUGGCAUUUGGCUCGGCUGUUUCCCAGCCCUGGGAUGCCGAAGACUUUCUGUUACGACCCGAGCCCGAGCUGGCAAACCCUCCAGCUUUAAGCGAAAAACCCGAAUCGAAAAAGACGAUCAGCAGUUAACCGGAACCGAUAGGCCGCAAUCUGCUAGCAAUUGACUUGAACGAGUAUUAUUUUAAAUCACAUCAUAAACCCAAAAGAAAUCUGCGAGUGUUUUAUUUGGCAAUUGACUAAAGUGAUAAGCCAAGGAGUGUCAAGAAAUAAAGUUAUAUGUACUCAACAGUUGCCAUAUAUACUCAACAGCAU
Molecule: messenger RNA, 1662 nt
Organism: Drosophila novamexicana
Lineage: Eukaryota; Metazoa; Arthropoda; Insecta; Diptera; Drosophilidae
Product: putative inorganic phosphate cotransporter
Exons: 4
Coding region: 46-1479 (477 amino acids)
Biological process (GO): monoatomic anion transport; transmembrane transport
Cellular component (GO): plasma membrane
Molecular function (GO): transmembrane transporter activity
Source: RefSeq, a predicted model, not a curated record